AUGCCUUCUUCACUCCCCAGAAUGCUUCUUGCCCCUGUCGUUCGUCUUCUCCGCCUUGCGACACCUGUAUCAGGAUCAAUACCCAACUCAACUCAACCAUCUUCAUUCCUCUCACCAUUAAUUCUGGCUCUAGUAGCUUCACUUCAACGACUUGAUCUAUCUCGAGAUCCCCGUAAAACAUUGCAUAAACUUUCUCAACAUAAAUUCACUAUAGGAAAUACAUUACCAUUUGUAUUCAUGGCGUUAUGUUCACUCCAUUCAUUAUGGAUAAUGUCAACACCUGGACUUCCGAUUAAAUACGUCAUACCAUUAGCAUAUACAGGAGCUGUACUCUUACCUAUAACAAGUCAAUUCGUUUGGCCCGCUACACCCAUUUUCGCUUGGCUUCUAUUAUUAUUUACAUCAAGAUAUAUCAACCCGGGAAGAAGACCAACAAUUCACGUAGCAUUAUUACCAGCUUUGGAAUCAGUUUUAUACGGUGCUAAUAUAUCAGAUCUUCAAACUAGAUAUACAAAUCAAGUAUUGGAUAUAAUAGCUUGGUUACCUUAUGGAGUUCUUCAUUUCGUUAUACCUUUCGUGGUAGCUGCGAUACUUUGGGUAUUUGGUCCUAGAGGUGCUGUUCAAUUUUGGGGUUUAGCUUUUGGUUGGAUGAAUCUAUUAGGUGUUUUCACUCAACUAGUAUUCCCAGCUGCUGCUCCUUGGUACGAGAUCAUUCAUGGACUGACACCUGCCGAUUACUCGAUGCCUGGUUCACCAGGUGGAUUACUUCGUAUCGAUCGAGUAUUUCACUUUCAAGGAUACACCAAUACGUUCGGUGCUGCCCCUUUGGUUUUUGGUGCUUUCCCAUCAUUACAUUCUGGUUGCGCAGUCAUGGAAGCUUUAUUCCUAUCACAUUUCUUCCCUACUUUCAAACCAUUCUAUUGGGCGUACGUUGGCGUUUUAUGGUGGGCAACAAUGUACUUAUCUCAUCAUUACUUGAUUGAUUUGACAGGAGGAGCAUGUUUAAGUGUUUUGAUAUUCUAUCUAACGAUGCCAAUCGGUUUCAAAGAUGUAGAUCAGAUUCCUUGGAGUAAAAACGAAGGUUCACAAGGAUAUGAAAUGAUUGGCGGACCAAGAGUCAGAGAAGAUUUAGAUUUAGACGAAGAGAUUAGAAAAUUGGAAGAAGCUGGUGAUCUGACUGAUAACGAAGGAGAUGAUGAAGAAUCAAGAAUUGAAAGCUCAAAAUCAACCUUUACAGAUGGAUCAAAAUCAAGUGAUAAUGGACUUGGAAAUGCAAGUGCCAGUGGAAGUGGAAGUGCACUCAAGGACGAAGACGAUGAAGAGGAAAUCAAAAAGCCAAAGAUCAAGAAGAAGCGAUCAGUCAGUUGGGGUGAAACUAAAGUCUUGGGUGAAACUACUUCCACCACAAGUGGAGAUAUCGGUGAUCAAUUGGGAGGAACAGGAGGAGUAAAGAAAGACACAGCUUAG
This is a messenger RNA of Kwoniella shivajii, 1467 nucleotides long. RefSeq lists its product as uncharacterized. Gene Ontology annotation, molecular function: inositol phosphoceramide synthase activity. The transcript is spliced from 2 exons. The coding region runs from base 1 to 1467 and encodes 488 amino acids. Gene Ontology annotation, biological process: inositol phosphoceramide metabolic process; sphingolipid biosynthetic process. Gene Ontology annotation, cellular component: inositol phosphoceramide synthase complex. The record is from RefSeq and is a predicted model, not a curated record. Lineage: Eukaryota; Fungi; Basidiomycota; Tremellomycetes; Tremellales; Cryptococcaceae.